AAUAUUCACCGAAAUCAAGUAGUUUUGCGAAAGACAUAUUUCAAUGUUACCGAAUCGUUUUCGAAUUUCCCGUACAGCUUAAAAUGGCUAGUCAAACGAAAAUGUAUCGAACGUCGCGAAUAAUCGAGCACGAUUUAACAGUGCCCCUGCCGAAAUGCAUGUACCCGCUGAAAAAUAUCCACUCCAAAGACACGGGCAAAGAAAUGGCCCAGGAGCGGCCCGAUCACGUUUCUACGUGCGACAGAACCCCGGCGAUUUCCGACCAGGUUAAACAGUUUUUAAAGAAUAAUCAGCACGUCGAGGGUAUGGCGGAUUUGCUAACCAAGCAGGAGAAGAUCCUGAAACAGCUGCAGGAGCUCCGGGGGCAAAUCGAGUCGAUCAAAGUAGACCUCAAAGUAGACCCCACCAAAACGAGUAAUCCCACUUUAAAUACCCCUAUUACAAACAAACAGGUAAUCGGGGAUAUAAGCGAUAUAGUGGUAAACGCCGAUCCUCUGUACCCACCAUACUCCUUAGAAAUUGUACAAAAAUUAAUCCACAACACGAUCAACUUACGAGUAACUUGUCACGUACACUCCUCUGUAUCGGAACUCCCUGAGAACGCUCGAGCACUCGAAGAGACUCUAUCGAACUACCAACACGAAGAUAAACUACCCGACCUCCACGUCAGGCUAAUAUGGAAAAACGUUGGCGUUGAUGCGGAAUUCGUAGUGACCCGGUAUACAUUAAGAGGAGAAGUGAAUCUCUUGAGGUAUGUGGGGCGAGUGGUGCCCUCUUUGCUCUCGUACGACUCCGAUCCGGAUAGCGUAGAGAUAGAUUCGAUUCUGGAUAUGUGUUACUUGUUUACGAGGACUAAAACGAAGACGGAGCGCUCCGGUUACGUUACUGCUUUGGGGAAACUGUUGGGAAAGGACUGGAUAGCCCACAGAGGAACAGUCAGCGUGGCUGAUCUAGCGGCUUACUCGGCCGUGAGGCAGCAUUUUAAACAAAAUGAGAUGCCUGCGAAAUUGACUAAGUGGUUCGAAAUGGUGGGAACUGUGAAUAUGUUAAGGCAUAAGGUUUAAUUUAAUAUUUGUGUUACUUUGAAAAAAUAUAUUUACGAUUUAUUUCAAGAAGGAA
Phyllotreta striolata is the source of this 1119-nucleotide messenger RNA. Lineage: Eukaryota; Metazoa; Arthropoda; Insecta; Coleoptera; Chrysomelidae. The record is from the annotation of a GenBank genome assembly.